Molecule: messenger RNA, 5952 nt
Organism: Dromaius novaehollandiae (emu)
Lineage: Eukaryota; Metazoa; Chordata; Aves; Casuariiformes; Dromaiidae
Gene: MMS22L
Product: MMS22 like, DNA repair protein
Exons: 26
Coding region: 264-4010 (1248 amino acids)
Biological process (GO): double-strand break repair via homologous recombination; replication fork processing
Cellular component (GO): nuclear replication fork
Source: RefSeq, a predicted model, not a curated record
GGGGCGGCCAAUCACCGCACCGGCGCCUGCGCAGUUCCGGGGGGCCGGCGGCGCGCGGGACGUACGGAAAAGUGUGCGGGUGCGGAAGGGCAGCGGCGGUUGGUGGUGCUCCCGCCAGAGCGCAGGGGUUUGGUACGUUAGGGAAGAGCCGCGGAGAGGUUUCCUGAGCUUGGCUCAGCCUGGUCAGCGACGGUCCUGUCUUACUGCAGUUUUCAAAGUUACAGUUGAGUUUCGGUAUUCAAAAUCCAGAACAAGUGAAAACAAUGGAUGAUGACUAUAUGGCUUCCUUCACACCCCCGUUCCUCACUGAAAGCUUGGAGAUGGCAAUGGAAGUGGAGAAUGAGAACUCGAAGCCAUCCUGUUUUUCCUGUGUUUUUGACAACCGAAAUGGAGGGAGAAGCUUCUCUUCAGAGUCUUAUUUAGCAAGUGGGUCUCUUAAGAGGGUUUUGCUGAGACUAGAUCCUUCUCCAAAUGACUGUGAAGAAGAUACAGUGGAAAUGUUUGGCUUUCAGUGGGUUACUGAAAUGGCAUUAGUUGAAUCCUGUGGGCUUCUCUUUGGAUUACUUAGGCAACGAAUACACAGAUUGGAAAACCUAGUACAGAUGAGUUCAUCUGAUUUCAGUCAAGCUGCCAACUUGCACUCUGAAGCAGAGAGCAUCAGGCAUCAGUGUAUUGAGUUUUUGCAUUAUGUGAAAGUUUUCAUCUUCAGGUAUCUGGAACCUCCUAGCACAGAAAAUGAUGGAAUGCUCCACCCAUAUGAAGAACUAGAGGCCCAACUGCCGUCAUUGUUGGUGGAAGAGCUUCAUGCUUUGACCCUACAAAUUGGCCACCUUUUUGAACUAUCUAGUAGCAUUCUGGCAGCAUUUACAAUUCAACAUCAGGCAAAGCUCUUUCCUCCAUCAUGGCAUUUACUACAUCUCCAUUUGGAUAUCCAUUGGCUAGUGCUGGAAAUCCUUCAUGUCCUAGGUGAAAAAAUGAUGAGACAAGUUGUAUAUGCUAACCAUUUCAUAAACCUGACUGGAGAGAAUUUAACCAGUAUCAGUUUAUUUGAAACACAUUGUGGAAAUCUCAUAUGUGAUUUAAUAAGCAUAUCCAUCAAUAAGUAUAUAAAGGUGAGACCUUCUGAAGCUCUUACUAGUCACCAUUAUCCCUGUACCUGCGUUAAAGAAUUAUGGAUUCUAGUUAUUCAGCUGCUGGAUCAUAGAAAUAAAGGGUCUCAUACAGAGUCUUUCUGGAGCUCAGUGAACAUAAAUCUAAAGAAUAUCUUUGAAAGACCAAGUAGUUCUGACAGGAUGUCUGUUUUCGAAACAAUUCAGUGUAAAGACCCAUUGAGUUUUAGCUGGUGGAUUAUUACACAUCUGGCAUCACUCUACCAGUUUGAUCGUAAUGGAAAUCUAGAUGAAAAGAAACACAAGGAAUCCAAUUGGAAAUUUGUGGAAGAACUCCUCAAAAAAUCGAUUGAUGCUCAAACUGGUGUGUUAGAGGAACAGUUACGAAUGCAUCUUCAGUGCUGUUUGACUUUGUGUAGUUUCUGGGACUUGAAUCUAUCUGUUGCCACCAUCCUCUGGGAUUAUUACAGCAAGAACUUGAACAGUUCCUUUACUGUUCCUUGGCUUGGUCUGAAUGGUCUGGCAAAUAUUAGUAAAACUCCUUUGUCAAUGCUUGAGUUGGUGAAGAGCUGCUGUUGUGACCAGCAGAUCCCUGCUCUGUACAAGUCCAGCAACAGUUACCUCAUUUUUCUCAGCAUUUUGGCACGGAUGAUGAAAGAAGAGGCAGAGAACAGUGGUGUGCAUCCCUGGAAACAAAUUAAAGGACGAAUUUAUUCGAAGUUCCAUCGGAGAAGAAUGCAGGAGCUGACAGAAGUGGGUCUGCAGAACUUUUUUAACCUUUUCCUUAUGCUAGCAACUGUUGCAGAGACAGAAGACAUAGUGAGUCGAGUGUUGGAUCUUUUGGAUUUCCUGAGUCCAUCCUCUGUUACUGUCUGUCAGAGAGCUCUCAUUUGGAGAGGCCAGCUUGCUUUUCUUUUGAUUUAUGUUGAGAAGAACAUGGACAUUAGUGUCCUAGCUGAGAAACUCUCAAAUGCUUUCCAUGAAAAAGCAAAGGAAUUUUUGGUAACCAAAAAUGACUAUACACAGAAACAAAAUCUCUGGACUUUACUUUCAACAUACAUUGAUGGUGUUCAGGAAGUGUUUGAGAUCAGCUGUGACUUGAAUCUUUCUCAGGAAAAGCUGCUAAAUGAUGGCUUUACUAUGCUGCUGCCUGCUUGUCGAGGAGCUGAACUGAGUAUGGUCCUAAAUUUUCUACAGGUUGUUCUAGCCAGACUUCGGAGUGUGCACAAACGUGUAAGCCAGGGGCUUCAGCUAGGGAACACGGGCGCAGAUGCACAGCUUCCAUUAGUGGCUAAAGAGCACCACCUUGCUGUCGCCAGUGCUCUCUGGAGAAAUUUCUUUCCCUAUUUGAAGAGUCAGAGAAUGGCACAGAUGCCACCUUCCCCACAGCUUGCUGACACAGCUGCAGGUUUUACUCUCUUAGCUUUGGACAUGCCCAGCAAAGCUCUGUCAGAUCUCCAGCCACAGCCUGUUCUAUCAAUGAUGCAGUUGUUUGGAUGGGAUGACAUGGUGUGGCCUCAGCUGGUGUCAAGAUAUCUAAGUCAUCUAAUACAAAACAGUGCACUAUAUGAAGCUUUUUCUAGUAUGGGCUAUACAUCCUAUGAAGCUUUGACAGUUCGUUCUUGGUUUCGAUGCAUUUUGCAAAUGUUCAUAGAUCAACCGACUGGUAUGCUGGCCAAGACAGAUGCUGAGCGAACAGUUGGGAAAGUCUAUAUGGAGCAGCUGAUUGAAAUGACACGACUGGUUUUUAAACUCAAAGAAGUAGAAAACAUUCUCUCAAAGGCUCAUGUUGAAGAGUCAGUUUUCAAGCAAGACCCUAAAAACGCUCUUGUCCAGUUCAUUAAGGCUGUUGGCAGAACUUACAGUGGUCUUCAAACACUCCCUGAAAAAUCUGCCAUGGUAGCAAGGACUCUGGAAUAUUUAGGAGAUAUAUUAAAGUAUGUGAAACCUUAUCUGAAGGUAAAAGGACCUCCAGAAGGUCUGCAGCUUACUUACUGGAUCAUAGGAUGUCUUGUAAAGUUCUGGGCACCAAUACUGGCUACUUCCAAAGCGCAGCAGCUCCUCUUCCGCAUCAUAGAUUGCUUGCUGCUGCCACACUCUGUGCUCCAGCAAGACAAAGAGCUGUCUGUGGCUUUGCUGUCUGCCAUUCAAGAAAGCCUGCCUCUUUAUCUGCAGGGUUUGUCCUUUAUAUGUUGUCAGUCCCAAACUCAGGGGCCCUAUUUGAAUCAACUGCUUGGGAGCAUUAUUCAACAGUAUUUUGGACGAUUUCUCCCUUCUUCACCAACUGCACCAGGAGCUGGGCUGCAUCCCAUGGCGCUAGCCUUAUGCAGUUCCAUCACAGUCCCCCAGAUGCUCCAUCUACGGAAGACCACUCUGCAUGUCAUAAAUGAACACUACCUGCAGUUCAAAGGUAAUGCUCCGCCUCCUCGCUUGGCCUCAGUUCUUGCUUUCAUUCUUGAAGUGCUUCAGAAAACUCAGAGCACUGAAAUAUGUGACAUCGGCUUGGUUCUCCCAGCUGUGUUGAAAUGCAUGGUAUUGGUUAACGAACUACAAGUUAAAAAAAUAGCUACAGACGUUCUACAGUACAUAGUAGAAGACUGCCAAGCAGGGUCAGGAGGAGAACAUGCCACCCAGCUGACUUCUGUAUUUAGGCAGUUUAUCCAGGACUAUACAGCAGUGUAUGAUCAUCGGGUUUUCAGCAUACUAGAAACAGUGGCAGUCUUGGAUCAGACAUUAGUUACCUGCCUCAUUCCCACAAUCACACAGUCCCUGAAGGAUUCAGAGCACAAACAAGGUCUUGGAAGGAAUACUGCGCAGAGAGAAGCCUAUAAAAGACUCUUAUCUCACCUCGCAGAGGCUGGACAAAAUGAGAUACAAAAACUGGAAAAUGGGACAAAUUAGCAGCAUGCUGGCAAUUAAUCCUUUCCUCUUGAAUCUUCUCACACUGUUGAUACCUGAAGCAGCACUGCAUGGCACACUAUCCAAGUUCUUUAUCUUUACAAUUGCAAUACAUUUAUCAAUUUUGGUUUUUUUAAGUUAUAUAUUAAUUUUAAUAAUUUCUGUAGUAUUUGAAUAUUCUCAUGCAUAUGAAGAUUAAUUCUCAAUAUAUUGUUGAACGAUGAUGGAAAGAUGUGGCAAAUUUAUUAUAUGUUAAAAUGUUUAUAUGAGCAGAAGAGCCUGUACUGCAGUGUACAAAAUGGGAUUUCAAAGGACCAAAGUGUCAUUUCAUUUCACAUUUUCAAUUCACAUGGCCCUCUUAACAGUGUACUUUUGAAACCCCCCCCCAUUCAGUACGUUCUUAAGAAAAUUACAACUCCUUAACUUCUAAUUUAUAAUUUUAGUACAGCGAGAAAGACUGUGAUCUCUAGUAGUGAACUCGAUGAAUAUGGUGCAUUCAUGCAUUUGCCAGGAGUUGGAACAGUAUGCUAGAGCUAUCUUAUGUUAAGAGAGGGCUUGUGUAUAUGUUGCAUAGAAUACAGAAUUCAUAUAGGUGUCCUAUCCUUCCUCCUGUAUCGAAACCAGAUUCCAAUGUAAAAUCUCUUCUGUUGUCCUUGUGGGUAAUAUAAGAAAAGGUAGGUUCAGAUUUCUUUUCUUUUUUAACACUACAUUCGUAAAAAUUAAUCCAGAAUUUACAGUGAUACCAUGACAUUUUAAAAUAUUCGUGAUACUAUUAAAUAUCCAUUUGACUUGGACUAUAUGUCAAUGGUGAGAGAAAAAAGGUGAGAGGGCAGAUGGACUUUUUAAAAAAAAUACUCAUUUUGGAAAUUAAUUUUAUUUCAUUGUAGGCUAGUAGUUAUUUCUAUUUGCCUGGAAAGCUGGAUUUUUCAUAUAUUUUGCUGUAUUAUGGAUUAUCUUUUGGGUCUGACCUGUUUUCCAAGGCAGGUCUGGCUCUGUAACUUUUUCUAUGUUUUUUUUUAAAGUUCCCAGGGAACUUUCAUUAGUGCCUGUGGAAUUCAAAUUUUUUACUUCCCUCAAUAACCUAUAUUUCUGCAGCUACUUACUGGACUCUGGGAGUUGCGAGUUUGCUCCAAAUGGCAGCACUGGUGAACAGGAUGCCUACUUUUAAAGUUAUUCAGAUUUUAACUUUACAACAUUAAUGGGAAGGAAAGAUUAUUUUUGUGUCUAACAACUCCAGGAAAAAAUCCCUAAAAUAUUGUUCAGAGCAGCUUCUCUUUCGUUACAGUAAUCUUACCAAGUCGAAAUAGAUAAUCUUUUUCCCUAAAUCAUCUAUCGUUACUUCAGAUAGUGCAGUAACUAAAAGCCUCUUUAGGCUACUUAAUAGCGCAGAACAUGGAGGUUCUUUCCAUUAUGAACGUGACUUAUUGAACUUGCAUUGUAGCUUCUUGUAAGCUUCUGUACCUGGGAGGAGUUUUAUUCAUCUCAGGAGGAUUGUGCUUCUGAAAAGUUUUUUUUUUUUCCUAAAAAAAAAAAAAAAAUAUAUAUAUAUAUAUAUAUAGUGUAUGUAUAUAUAAAUAAAUAAAUAAAUAAAACCUCUCCAAGUGAGAUUAAUAGAGAUGUCUUUGAAAUUUAAGCCUCACUACACAGCAGGUAAUAGAACAGAUGUCUGACUGUAGUAUUACUUCCUGAAAGUAAAACCUUUGACUUUUAAAGGAUAGAGCAGAUACUGUAUCAAAUUGUUUAAUGUGUUUAGUAGAUUUUUAAAGACAUAUUUAAUACUGUCUGUAGUGGUUGGAAGUUUCUGAAAAAGCAACAGAGCUUUAUCCAAAUGUGAAACAGCUCUUGGUGCAUGAGAAACUAAUUUAAACAGUUUGGAAAUUAUCAUUCUUCUCUGUCAAAAAGUUAAUAUGAACAGAAAUAAAGCAUUUUGCAUUGUAUUCAUCAA